UCAGCUUGCUCAAGUGCUCGCUCAACUGCCUCCACACACACCGGCUGCCUCCGUCGGGCCUGGCAGUGUGUAACCUGCCUAACAAGAUUAGCACGAAGGGGCUCUUCUCUACCAGCACCAGCAGGAAAGCCCCAGCGCGCCGGGUGAGUGUCCGCGCUUGCUUGCAGGGACGUGAGAGCAGCUGUCUUGGCUCCUUCUCCCCACCUAUGCCUCACCUAAUGAGAUUAAGUGAGCAUCCCUGUUCCGGGUCAGUGCUGAGGGGCUGCAGGUGCAUGGCAUCCUGCCUGCACAGAGGUUGGCCAAGGCUUGCCUGAAACGGAUUAUAAACAUUUAAUGGGAAACUCUGCACAGCACGUCCAGUGAAAUGGCAUCGGACAGCGAGGUAAAAACCCUGCUGAACUUUGUCAACCUGGCCUCCAGUGACAUCAAGGCAGCCCUGGAUAAAUCAGCUCCCUGCCGCCGGUCGGUGGACCACAGGAAAUAUUUGCAGAAGCAGCUGAAGCGUUUUUCUCAGAAGUACUCGCGGGUGCCACGGUGCCACUCUACCAAGCCUUCGGAAUGUGGCCCACGUCGUGGAGCAGAGGACAGGACCCGCAGCUGCCAGCCUGAAGUGCCUGACCCUGGCCCCCACAAUGGGGCUGCUGCAGAGAAGGUACUGCAGGCAGCUGAGGUGGAGGAGAGCCUGGCUGGGGAGCAAGCUGUGCCAGAGCAAAACCCUGAGGCCAACAGGCCAGAUCAGGUGCCCAUGAGAAAACGACAGCUUCCUGCAUCCUUCUGGGAAGAGCCACGGCCGCCACAGAGCCUCCCAGUCAGGGGCUUCCCUGCGGCCCCUGAAGGGCUACCAGUCCCCAGGGAACCUCCUCCUCCCUUUGAGGGGAAGAAAAGCAAAAGGAGUGAAGACACCACUGGACCUGAGAGCCAUGAGCCUGCCCUUAAUGCAGGGGAGAAAGACCCCACUGGUGUUCUCUCAGGCCGGGUGGGUGCCUGGACCUGCUGCCCCUUCCCCUGCCCUGGACCAGCUGUCUACCAGCCCCCAGGAACGCUGCCUCCAUCACCUUUCCCAGGGCUGGGGCUGUGGAGGAAGGGCACUGCCACGCUGCCAGCUGAGGCACAGCCCUUCUGUAAGGAGGCAGAGGGCACAGGGCAGAAACUCUACAGACCUGUGGUUUUGAAACCCAUCCCUACCAAGCCCACCAUUCCCUCACCGAUUUUCAAUGUUUUUGGCUACCUUUAGCCAGAGGAAAGGGAAAGAGUGUGUGACAUUGGACAAAAUAACCUCUUAAAGGGAGUUGAAGCAUCAGGUUGGGCAAUGGGCACAAGGGGCAGGUUGUGUGCGGAAGAGGUGGUGUUGGCCACACCACUGUCCCCUGCACAGGCUGGAGUGAAUUAGUAACUGUACAGUCUCCAUUCUUCUUUUCCUAUGCAGGUAAAAAUCAGGAAUAAGCCCUGUGGAGCUGGUGGCAUGGCAUGUGGGGCAAAUUAGACCUCUUUUAUGGAAGCACAUUGUUGGAGCUAUGGCAAGCAGGUCUCUGGGCAAUUUACAGGCACAAUUGUAACACCUCGGAGACCUCGUCUAUGUGGGAGCAUCUUCCUGGGUUGCCCUGCAGGCACAGCACUGAAAUGAAAUGAAAUAAACUCACUGAAACUGUUUUUUGUACUUUUAAGUAAUUCCGGAGAAGUCAAGAUAUUCAGGUCACUUCCUUUUGCGUGCAAGAGACUGGAAGGACGGUAUUUAAUGUAGAAACUACAUUUGUGAAUUGAUUUAAGCUCUUCUCGUGUGUAAAUACUAAAAGAAUUGAAAGAAAAAAUAAAGGAAGAAGGGAGGUAAUUUUAUUCUGGUGAUUCUGCAAAUGCAAUGUUUUUACUUUUGCCCACUGAGUAGAUGCAGGUUUAAUUUUCAGGUGCUGGUUUGACAUGAAGGCUGAAACCUUUACUUAUUUAGGGUGAUGUAAUUCAGAUUUAGUCCUGAGGCUGGGAAAUCGAUGGAUGUUAAAGACAUAAAUUAUGAUAGAGAAGUGUUUAUAAUAGCUUGCCCUCAUUUCUCUUUAGCAGGGAUCUUUUCUUAUGUCUGAUUUUAAGAUACAGUUACAAGACUGAACAAUACACAAAUGAUCUGCCUAUUGUUUUCUUAAUUAUUUUGGUGAAGUGGUACAGUAAAAGCUAAUAGGUGAUUGUUCAAGUUAAGUUUGUCUUAAACCCAUUGACAAGGUGUUGCUAAGGCACAGAACGUGAGACCUGAAAGGUUUAAUAUUGUGUGCCUUCAUAUUCUGGAGCAUAUUCAUACUGGAAUAAAUCACUGAGA
Coturnix japonica (Japanese quail) is the source of this 2302-nucleotide messenger RNA. RefSeq names its product family with sequence similarity 181 member A (gene FAM181A). Lineage: Eukaryota; Metazoa; Chordata; Aves; Galliformes; Phasianidae. The record is from RefSeq and is a predicted model, not a curated record.